Messenger RNA from Ficedula albicollis (Collared flycatcher), 1415 nucleotides. RefSeq names its product TBC1 domain family member 7 (gene TBC1D7). The coding region runs from base 350 to 1231 and encodes 293 amino acids. Gene Ontology annotation, molecular function: GTPase activator activity. The record is from RefSeq and is a predicted model, not a curated record. The transcript has 9 exons. Gene Ontology annotation, biological process: activation of GTPase activity; negative regulation of TOR signaling. NCBI's taxonomy places the organism in Eukaryota, Metazoa, Chordata, Aves, Passeriformes, Muscicapidae.
CAGGGCCUGCGGGGAAGGCGCUCGGUCGGGGCAGAGCGCGGCCGCUCCGCUGCCCGGGCCUGCGCGGCGCUGCUGCUUCACCUGGAGCGGCGCGUAAUGACACCGUGACGGCCGCUCCUGAAAUGCUGUGGGUGGAGGGAUGAGACAUUUGUUUGGUUUUAGUGCUGGAAUAACAAGCUCAAGGCUGUGGCUGUUACAGCUGCUGGUAACAACAUGAACAUUUAAUUCCUGUCUGCAAUUUAAGAAGAAACCUACACACCCAGCCUUAUUCUUCUCUGCCACCCCUGUUCCACUGAGGCCAACACUGGAUUGUCCUUGCUUCUGAUUGCCUUGGCUGAGGGAAUCAGUCAUGGCUGAUGACUCUCAGAGAAACUUCCGCUCAGUAUAUUAUGAGAAAGUGGGGUUUCGUGGAGUUGAAGAAAAGAAAUCGCUGGAAAUUCUGCUGAAGGAUGAUCGUUUGGAUAUUGAGAAGCUUUGCACAUUUAGUCAAAGGUUUCCUCUUCCAUCCAUGUAUCGGAUCCUGGUGUGGAAAGUGCUUCUAGGAAUAAUUCCUCCUCACCACGAAUCUCAUGCUUUGGUGAUGAAGUACCGGAAGGAGCAGUAUUGGGAUAUUCACCACGCUCUCCGCGUGAUUCGCUUUAUUAACGAUUCUACCCCACAAGUUGAUGUUUUUCUCCGCAUGCAUCAACUGGAAUCAGGAAAACUGCCUCGAAACGUGGCUUUCCCAUUGGAACCUGAAGAUGAAGUGUUUCUUGCUAUUGCUAAAGCAAUGGAGGAAAUGGUAGAAGAUCCUAUAGAAUGCUAUUGGCUUGUCAGUUGCUUUGUGAAUCAGCUGAACAGCAAGCACAAAGAUUCAUUGCAACAACUGCCAAAAAUUCUGGAGCAGUAUUUGAACAUUGAAGAUAACAGACUACUGAUGCAUCUGAAGGCAUGUGCUGCCAUGAGCAAACUCCCCUAUGAUCUUUGGUUUAAAAAGUGUUUUGCAGGAUGUUUACCUGAGUCCAGUUUACAGAGAGUUUGGGACAAAGUUAUAAGUGGAUCCUGCAAGAUUCUUGUGUUUGUUGCUGUGGAGAUAUUAUUAACCUUUAAAAUGAAGAUAAUAGCACUGAAUUCUGCAGAAAAGAUCACACAGUUUUUGGAAAAUAUUCCUCAGGACAACACGGACGCCAUUGUCAGCAAAGCUGUGGAUCUGUGGCGCACGCACUGCGGGACUCCGGCACACUCAGUCUGAGAACUCUCCUGGCUUGUGAGACACUGGUGUGAAAGAAAAAAAACUUUUGAAAAGACAUUUUACCAGCCUUCCCCCACCCUAGUAUGGUGUUCUUCAUUAACCCUUCGGUGUAAAGAUGCUAUUAAAGCGUGGUGACCAAUAUGUAAAUAUUUUUCAAUAAAUACAGAUGGAAUGAAGACACUUU